Molecule: messenger RNA, 2054 nt
Organism: Scleropages formosus (Asian bonytongue)
Lineage: Eukaryota; Metazoa; Chordata; Actinopteri; Osteoglossiformes; Osteoglossidae
Product: acyl-coenzyme A thioesterase 4-like
Exons: 11
Coding region: 621-1910 (429 amino acids)
Biological process (GO): fatty acid metabolic process; acyl-CoA metabolic process
Molecular function (GO): fatty acyl-CoA hydrolase activity
Source: RefSeq, a predicted model, not a curated record
AGAGAGAGAGAGAUCAACGUUAAAAAUCACUCAAAACGACUCUGAGACUGUUCCUCAUCAGUUAUGUAUAUGUCAGUAGUGUUCCACCCACUCUACUCUGCCAGGGUCCAGAACUCCAGCGUACUCGGCCACGGUCCAGGUUCACUGUCGUAUGUGCAGGAAAUGGUCACCGGCAGCAUGGCCGGCGUUAGGAUGGUCAAACACUUACGGGCUAAAUAAAGGGGUGAACAUGUUCGGGAGUGGGAGGAAGAGAAAGCCUGUGGGGGGCACUAAGCAAGCUGGGAAGGUUGGCUUGGGAUGCAGAUCGUUGAGGAAAAGGGGUCCUCGGACCGAGAGCAUUAUUUCUCUGUGUGCCGGUGUUGUAAUGCAAUGUUUGCAAUGAACACUGCCUCUGCAUCCUACUUCCCUCCCUCCAAACACAGAGGGCUGCCCACCACAGUGUAAUUAAGGUUUUGUGAUGGUUUUCUGCUGUACUGACCGCCCCACGGUACAGUUCAACCCGUGUGUUGCAAUCGCCUCAAAGAAAGAGACAGAUAGACGGUCAAUACUCCGCUGUCGUCGUGUGGGAAAACAGUCUGUGGAGGAGUCUCCAUUUGUGACACGAGGACAAAAAAGCAGUCAUGUCUAGAACUUGUCCACUGCUCACAGUCCAGCCAUCCAGAGGACUUGUUGAUGAAAAGUUUGUAAUUACUGUAAAACAUUUACCGCCUAAACAAGAGGUUACUCUUUAUUCCCUACAUGAGUGUGAAAACGGGAAUUUCUGGGAGGCAUUUGGACACUAUGUCAGCGACCCACAAGGAGCAGUCUCAGGCACAGACGAUGCCAGUGUAGGAGGUACUUAUGAGGGCAUUGAACCCAUGGGUUUACUCUGGAGCAUGAGACCAGUACCAGGGAGCAAACCAGGACUCAGGUUGAGAAAGAAGAAUGUUCAGACUCCAGUUGUGGUCCAGAUCUUUGUUUACAUGGGUCACCUCAACCAGGGGUUCAGGGAGCAGGUGGCCUUAGCUUGUUCCCCAGUUGAACGCUGGUACAUGGCCCCAGGUGUCCAGAGAGUCGAUGUCACAGAUCCCCUGGUCCGUGGGACCCUCUUCCUUCCUCCAGGUCCUGGACCUUUUUCAGCAAUUCUGGAAAUAGGGGGAGCUGGUGGAGGGAUGGUGGAAUAUCGCUCUGCCAUCUUGGCAUCCCAUGGCUUCGUCUCCAUGACACUGGAGUAUCAUUCUGCUGAAACAGUAAAGGCUGAUAUUCAUUUGCUCUAUUUUGAGAAAGCCUUCAGAAUUUUGCAAGAGCACCCCCUGGUAGCCAGUGAAUGUGUGGCAUUGCUUGGCUUAUCUUAUGGCUGCUAUAUUUCCUUAUACAUGGCUGUGCACUCUGAGGUUGCAAAGCCCAGGUGUUGCGUGUGUAUCGGUGGAAGCCAUGUCAAAUCUACGAAGACAGCAUUCGCACCUCCUUGGGAGUUCUUUAAACAAAACAUGUCCAAAAUGCAUAUUGACAAAGAGAAUUGUGUAAUCUGGAAAGACACUCUUUUACCAAUAUCAUCGGAUCUUGACACAAAAUUAGAUGUGAGGAAGAUAAAGUGCCCAUUGCUACUUGUUAAUGGGCUAGAUGAUCAGGGCUUGCCGGCAGCAGAAUCUGCUGAAGAUAUGCACAUGAUGAUGGAGAAAGCUGGGAACAGUCAUUUGUUGACUGUACUUUCCUACCCCGAAACUGGCCAUCUGAUUGAGCCACCCUACUCUCCACAUUGUCGUGCCAGCAUCUUAUUCUUGGACAGCAGCCUAUACAUGAUGAUGCUGUGGGGCGGCCAGUCUAAACCACAUGCUGAUGCUCAGGAGCAGUCAUGGAGGAAAAUUCUGGAGUUCCUACAGCAGCAUCUGUAUUACGGCAAGGAUUCUGCGCCAUUGUCCAGGUUAUAAGGUCACACGAGAACAGUGAAACACUGCAAAAGGCUCUAUAUGAACAUGACACUGUUGCAACACAAAUUGGCAUGCUUUCUUACAUUAAUUCAUUUUGCUGACACCUUUCUUCAGGACAGCUUAUAGUGUUAAGCUCUCUACAAC